Mycena indigotica is the source of this 1545-nucleotide messenger RNA. RefSeq names its product MFS domain-containing protein. The transcript is spliced from 14 exons. Gene Ontology annotation, biological process: transmembrane transport. Lineage: Eukaryota; Fungi; Basidiomycota; Agaricomycetes; Agaricales; Mycenaceae. Gene Ontology annotation, molecular function: transmembrane transporter activity. The record is from RefSeq and is a predicted model, not a curated record. The coding region runs from base 1 to 1545 and encodes 514 amino acids.
AUGGGGUCUCCAGAUAACAGUGCAACCAUGCGGGGCACAAAGUUCUGGAUAGACUUUACCGAGUUUGACCCAGAACGACCCGUCAAUCUUCCACCCACCACCAAAUGGCUUAUUCUUUCUGGGCCCCUCUUUUUGCAACUCGUCGUCGCCUCCACCGCCUCAGGCUAUGCGCUUGGGUUCCCCAGCAUGAUGCGCGACACCCAUUGCUCACAAUUCCAAGCCACACUAGGGCUGGGGAUAUUCUGCCUUGGCUUCGCUGUCGUUCCGCUGUUCACGUCACCUCUCAGCGAGAUGUGUGGACGAAAGCCGCUAUAUCUGGUCUCCGCGGCGGGCUGUGUGCUCGCUCAUCUCAUGGCAGCAUUGUUUGUUUCUUCUCCUCGUUCUGCUUUCGCUCAACGACUUAGAGCAAAAAACGGACCCACCAUCAUCGUCGCUCGAAUGCUUCAAGGCGCAUUUGGCGGAGGGACAACCAUCGUUGGCGGUUCAAUUGCUGACCUUUGGCAUCCCCAAGACCGAGGUCUUCCGAUGUCCAUAUUCACAGUCACCGCUCUAGCCAGCAACGGCUUGGGGCCAUUGUUCUCCGGUUGGGUUGAACAGAACCCGCGUCUUGAAUGGCGUUGGAUUCAGUACAUCCAUAUGAUCCUCUCAGCUCUGUGCGGAAUAUUGUUCCUCGUGACAAUGCGCGAAACACGAUCAUCUGUUUUACUUUCGCGGCGUGCCGAGAAGAUUCGCAAGGAAACGGGCGACAAUCGCUAUAUAGCCUGUGGAGAAGAGCGUAGUCUACGAACCUUGAUCUACAUUUCAUGCACGCGUCCUAUUUACCUUCUUGUCAAAGAGCCUGUUGUCGCAAGCUUCAGCAUAUGGAUCAGCUUCGUUUGGGGAGUUUACUACAUUCUCCUGGCAUCGACCCCAAACAUUCUGCGAAACAUCCACCAUUUCUCUUCUGGCCUCGUUGGAACAGCAUAUUUGUCGUUAAUUUUCGGUGUUGUGUUAGGUUUCCUUGCUUCCAUCUUCCAGGAUCGACUCUACCGACAACGAGUUGCCAAACGUGGCCCAGAAGCACGACUGUACUUUGCUUGCGCAUCAGCAACCGUAUUCCCCGUUGGAAUGGGCAUUUUCGCGGCUGCCUGUAACACGUCCCAUGUUGUUCCUUGGAUAGUCAUGGCCAUAGGAAUUGCUAUCUGCGUCUGGGCCGUCUUUGGCGUUUACGUAUCCAUUUACGCUUACCUCACGGACUGCUACGGCCCAUUUGCUUCUUCGGCACUUGCAGCGCAAUCUUUACUCCGCAAUACUGCGGCGGCAGUUUUCCCGCUCUUCGUCGAGCAUAUGUUCCGAAUCCUUUCUUACCUCAAAGCAAACGCAAUAUUUGCCGCUAUAUCCAUCCUGCUCGUCCCAAUACCCUAUGUCGGUGAGGUACUGUUGUUCUAUGGCUAUCGGAUUCGCGCGAAGAGCAAGUUUUCAAAAGCGGUCAUGAGCUCAGACAGAGAAGACGUCGUAGAGACCGUCACAACGCAGGUGGGACAGGAAACCCAAGUUGGAGUAUAG